UUUUAAAUUAUUUUUUACAUAGAAUGUCGAAACCGGGAGCAAUCCGGUUAUGUUUGAAAUUCACUUCAAGUAUGUGGCAUUAAUUUAUAACUGGCGCUACCUGAAGAAACUGGAAGACGUAUAAGUCCACAUAUUUACGAAAAACACUUCACAUUUUUUAUUUUAAACGCUCAGAUAUUCUGAUGUCACUGAAUGCAACAAACUUUUCUAGUAUUUGCAUGUGGCCAUCUUUGAAAGCCAUCAGAAAUCUGACUACGUCUGUUAAACAAAAAUGAACAGUACUUCAAACCAUAGACACAAUAAAAGUUAUUAUGGAUAUGCUUCAAACUUCAUUUAGCCUUUUUUGUGUUAGUUUGACAGGGCUGAUCUUAUACCGCCCUCUAUUACUCUGGAGCACUUCACUGUCCAACAAAAGGAUUUUUUAAAAAUGUUCUGUUACACCGCAGUCCAGAUGGUGGCAGUAAAUGCACCAAAAGCUAGUUUGUCUGCCGCCAAUCGGCAACAGAAGAAGCGGAUAAUCAUGGCUGUAUGAAGGUAGUAAUGGUCAGUCAGCAUGGAGGGUUCAUAUCAGCGCGGACAGGCAGAGGCUCCCCAUUUUCAUCAUGUCUUCGAAGGAGGAAUACAACAGCCCGCCUCAGAGCAGCCGAACCACACCGCUCCACCAUGGAUUCCUCCUACGGCUAACUUCCUCGCACCUCCUCCUGGGGGAGCAGGUUUCGGUGCAUCUCAGUUUCCCCUUCCUUAUGGAUUCGACCCAUCUGUCCCUCCGCCUAAUUUUGUCUGUCCUCCACCGGGACACUUCCCGGGAAUGGCGUCUCCCGCCCCUGGAAACACGCCCAGUAGCCCUGGAGUCCCUACGUUUCAGGCGGCGUCCCAGCAGCUCGGCGCCGCUCCUUUCCGGGCAAACUGCGGACUCAGGCAGCGGGAGGAUUACCGCGAUGGAGACCUCCCCUACCGGGGCUCAUCGCCCCCCCAACCUCAUCCUCUGCAACGGGACAGCAGCUGGGAAACUGCAGCACACCCAGAGGAUGAGGAGGAGCUGCAGAGGUGGCAGGACCGGCAGUGGUUAACCCGGUUCCUCCAGAGCCGAGGUGGACCUCCCGACAACCCGCAGGAGCAGCGGUCAGGCCUCGGCUCUGUCCACGUCUUCAAAGAGGCUCUGUACAGCGCAGCUCGGCUGCUCUCCGGACUGAAGGAGCUCUGCCUCCCUCUACAGCACAAUCUUCACUCAGACAGCGGCUGGUCUGAGUCCUAUCAGAUGGCUUUGCACAUAAAGAGAGAAGUUCAGGCCAAAGUUCAGAAACUCACUGACUCCCAGAAUUUAGAUCUACUUAAAGUUAAAGUUGCCCGCAUAGCGGAGAGGAGGGCCAGGGGCCUGAGGGCCAAGAAGGACCGGCAGGUGGAGCAGGUGCUGGCAGAAGAACUCAGCACUGAGAAAGAGGCCUCCAUAGACAAAUGGCGGAUGAGACAGAUACAAAAAGUAGAAGAAAAGAAGAAGGAGCAGGAGCUGAAGCUGUCUGCAGACGCCGUCCUGUGUGAGGUGAGGAGGAAGCAGGCCGAUGUGAAGAGGAUGCAGGACAUAAUGAGAUCUCUGGAGAAACUGCGCCGGCUCAGGAAGGAGGCAGCGUCCAGGAAAGGGAUCGGCACGGAGCUGGAGUGUGACGAGGCGUUCGGCGGUCAGCUGGAGCAGCUGAGGGGUGUGAUGAAGAGGAGGACGGAGCUGUACUCGGCCGAGGAGAAGGCUCUGAUGGUGAUGCUGGAAGGAGAGCAGCAGAAGGAGCGGAGGAGGGAGCAGGAGAUGCAAAUCAGGAAGGAGAGGGAGCGGCAGCUGGAGAGGAAGCGUAGGGUGGACUCCAUGUUGUUUGGAGAUGAGUCUCCAGCUGACAGCAUCCUGCAGCCCUUCGCUGACUACUACAGCCAGGCAGAGCACUCCCUGCAGGCGCUCGUACACAUCAGGAGGGACUGGGACGUGUUCCUGGUGGCAGCAGAUCAUCCUGAUGGAUCCGGGGUUCCUCGGGGCUGGGUCCUGCCUGACUCCCCGUCCGACCAGAACUGGGCCUCGGCCCUGCAGGCUGCUGAUCCUGAUGGUCUCUGACUCGCAUCCAGUCAGCUGGAUCAGACAAUGAACUCGCUUUAUAGUGAACCCGUCUUCUUUAAAGAUGGUAUUUUCAUUAUGUGAAUUCUAAUUUAAUGUUGCAGUCAUCCUUGGGAUGGGUUUAGGGGUUUUUUUUUUACACCAAAAUGUAUAUUUUGGACAUGUAGUUUGAUAUUUUUGUGGAGGGGGGACAUCCGGCAUAAAAUGUCUGCCAAUUCCAUGUUCACUCAGCUGUGGAGUGGGACAGGCUGGUGGCUUUGGAGCGAUAUUUCAAAACAACAAUGUUCAUUUUCCUUUUUGCCAGUCUAUGCAUUUGAAAAUAAAGCUAAAUGAAAACAA
Messenger RNA from Poecilia reticulata (guppy), 2434 nucleotides. RefSeq names its product programmed cell death 7 (gene pdcd7). Lineage: Eukaryota; Metazoa; Chordata; Actinopteri; Cyprinodontiformes; Poeciliidae. The record is from RefSeq and is a predicted model, not a curated record. Gene Ontology annotation, cellular component: U12-type spliceosomal complex.